CAGUAGUUUGCCGCCCUUCGAAGUCUGUAGUUUCCAGUAAAAUAUGGGCUCCAAAUGGCGAAUAUGCUUAAUGCUAAGCGCUUAUUUUGUCGCAUUAAGUUUCGCUUUGCCUUCUUCUUUGGUGGAAGAGAUCAAGAGUAGCGAAGUUAAGAGCAACAAUAAGGUAAAACGAGCUCAACCCACUACUGGAUCAGAAGCUGAAAAUAUUGGACGCAUGAGCUAUUUUAACAGCAAACCAACUUCUGCCAUCAAAAGAGGAACAAAUCUGAAAGAUUCAGAUUUGUCCGAUUGGACUGGAGGAGACCAACUAUUCCGUAACGCGGGUUUCAAUCUGGACAAUGUCCAGUCGGGUCUUUACAAUCCAGCCAAUCUGCCCCUGAUGGACGACAAAAGCAUCGCCGAAUACGAAAAGGGAUACAGAUACGGAACGAACAAAGAUAAGCUGGACGAAGCCUUGGAGAAUGCCGUGCUUAAAGGAGAACUCUAUGGGGAUCCAUACAACCAAUAUAAUAGAUUUUAUGGGUCUGAUGAUCGUAGACGUAAGAGAGGUGUUGCAAGCAGCAAACAAAGAUCCAAGAGAAACAUUGACCUAACUCCCGAAGAAAUUCUAGCCCUAUUAACUCUGUACGAAACCAACCAAAAAUCCCUAAAGGAAAGCGAAAAUUACAGACAACCCAUUGUAAGAUACAAUAAAAACUACGACACAUACGAUUUAGAUUUGGAUGGCAACGACAAUGAUAAUAACAAUUGGCUAAAUGGUCCAGUAUAUCCUCACGCCACUAUAGAUCAGCUACCAGAAAACUACCUUUACGAUUAUGGUACCAACCAACAGCAACCAGUCGAUUACAAAGCCCGUUGGGGUACCUUCGACGAUGCUAAAAAGAAAAGAUUUUUUGUCGCUAAAAAACGCACAAGUGACCCAACCAGGAUGAUCAGGUACAUAAACGGACCUAGCCAAAACGACUUUAAUACUUUGUCUACAAUUAUAAAUAAUCAAAAAGAUGCUAAACCAGAAAUACCUAUUUAUCGUCGAUUUGUUUUGUAAAUUAUUUUAUUAUUUUAUAUUGUAAUAAUCCAUAUCGAUAUAUAAUAUUAUAUAAAUGUGGUGUCAAAAAUGUUGAGACUUAUAUAAUCAAAUAUGUAAUAGAUUUUAAGCUUAAAAAAAGUCAGUCAGUAUGUUAGUAUAUAAAAAUAUAUUUAUUAAAUGUUAAAUAUCAAGAAUUAUACCUAUUUACUGUAGUAAAUUAUUUAUUUUUCAUAUUUGCUUAUAUAAAAAUGCUUCUGUUAAAAAUCUUUAAAACUAAAAUUAAUAUGGUACACACUUCUUAUUAUAGGUGGGUUUUAAUUUUAUGGAUUAUAUUAUAGGUACGCAUAAAAUAUAUAUAAAAAGAUGUUUUUUUUAUUUGAAAACAGGAAAAUUAUAUAAAUGAGAAUCAAUAGCAAGAAAUUCAAAUUCUUAUUUUUUUCUAUUCUAGGCUCUUGAAUUUUCUCAAUUUCUCAAACUCAAGAGCCGGGAAGUGACAAAAGUGGGGCUGGGAAAAUUGAGAAAUAGAGAAGGAAUUGAGAAAAUAUUGGUAGACAAAUAAAAACGAAGUAUUUCGUUUCUAUUUCAAGCUCUUCAAUUUUCUCUGUUUAGAGAAAUUUAAAGGAAAACGAACAUUCAAGAGCCGAGAAUAGAGAACAAAAUUGAGACAGAUAAAAAUGAGAAUUAACUAGAAAGCAAAUACUAGAAAGAAAAUGUAGAAAAAUUGAGGAAGAAAAUGACGAAUGAGAGGACAGGUACUUGAAUUUACUUUAUUUCGAGAAAUUCAAGAGCCGGGAAUAGACAAAAAUUGAGCGGGAAAAACUGAGAAUAACAGCGAUUUCCAUUUGUAAAUAAGUACCCUUUGAACAGGGCCAGCUCCAAGACCCGUGCAGCCUGUGCCCCCCUGUGCCCCUGUACGGGGCGGCAAAAAUCUCGGGGAAAAUUGUUGCCUGCCCUGUAUAAAAAUUAAAUAAAACAUAACAUGUUCGUUUUUUGAACUCUGAUUAUUUCCAUACGAUUUAAGCACAGUUCUAAUGACUGAAUAAGUACGCAACUUGUUCUGGGCAGUUCCAUGAUGGUUAGUGAACAGUUUGAAAAAUGAGAACCCGAAAACACCUAUCGUUAGUAG
Ceutorhynchus assimilis (cabbage seed weevil) is the source of this 2153-nucleotide messenger RNA. The record is from the annotation of a GenBank genome assembly. NCBI's taxonomy places the organism in Eukaryota, Metazoa, Arthropoda, Insecta, Coleoptera, Curculionidae.